CUUCCGGAUCAGUUUCCUACUAGUUCACUUAUCUCGCCGCUAUUAUUAAUGUCUGAUCCAUUAAGGUCUGAUAUCUUGACUCGGGCUGCUCACGCUCAAGUUUAUUGCAGCUGAAUGGUAUCUGCAUAACACAUUUGUCUGUUUUCUCACCGAACUCAGUGGAUGUGCGUCAUUCGCUGAUUGUCUUUCCAAAGGCUGGGACUCUUCACCGGCUGUGCUUUUAGGAUCUGAUCAUGGAUUUGUGGUCGACUACGAAACACCAGCAGCUGUCUACGGGAGCAGCUCUUUUCAGGUGUUUCCCUUUGUGAGACAUUCUGGCUUUUACACUUCUUAUGUACUCAAGAAACUGGAAGUCCUCACACUUUAGAGUUGCGACACUCCGUUCCUCAGACUCUGUCUUCCAUCUGAACUAUUGGAUAUAUGGUUGGUUUUAGAUCUUAUUGUGCUCUAGGACUAUCGCUUUUCCAUUCGUACUCCUACUUCAGCAUUUUCUCUUACGUUCUUCUUGAUUUGGAGACGCCAAACAGGAAAGGAAGUAGACGCUUGUAUGGCUUGCUGCUUUCAAACAAGUUGCCAUGGCAGCUGUAGUCAAGAUGAUGAAGGUGACCUCCAGCACAGCAGCACAGGGAGCGAAGCGGGCACGGCAGGGGACGGCACCCCUCCUCCCAAGCGCAAGGGCAAGUUCUCUACCCUGGGUAAAAUCUUCAGACCCUGGAAGUGGAGGAAGAAGAAAAGCAGCGAGAAGUUUAAGGAAACUUCAGAAGUUUUGGAAAGAAAGAUGUCGAUGAGGAGGCCAAGACAGGAACUGAUCGAGCAGGGAGUGCUCAAGGAGCUUCCUGACAAUGAAUCAGGUGAGGCCCAUGGCCACAAGACACCUUAUGUGAAGAACGGUCACACUCUGCCUGUAGGAGUUGGGGGAGGUCUGGGGCUAGAGCAGAUACACUCGCCCACUGAAUCUGAAUUUAGAGUCAACCCUGUCUGGCUGCCGCAGCCCGAUGACCGCAGAGGUCGUGCCCCUUCUGAUGGGGAUCAUCAUGGAGCAUUGGGCCCCCGGGCCUCCAAUUGGUCUGUUGGGACAGAGGACUGGAAAUCUAAUCUGGCCUGGCAAGGAGAUGAUAUCCGACAUGGAAGACUGCAUGCUGAAGUGGACAAGAGGCCUGGGCUAAUGAAAGCCCCCUCUGAGGAUGGACGCAGGACUCGCCCCGAAUCGGACUGGAAGCCAACGCUUCCUCGCCACUCAUCUGUCGAAGAGGGAAGGGGAAGACAAGAGUCUGACAGCAGUCAAUACGUUCCUAACUCAGAGGUUUUGAGGGACACACUGCGGGAACCUCUGCCCCCCAAGCAGUCCGUCAUGCCACCAAAAUGGCUGAUGACUUCCACACCGGAACCUGGUGCUGACAGCUUGCCCCGCACUCCUGUCCACAACCCUGCAUCUGCUUUCUCCUCUUCCUCUGCCUCCUCCAACUCCUCCUCCUCAGCUCUCAGCACAGCUGGAAAACCGCUACGAAAUGUAUCCUCAGCUGGCGCCAACACACAGACCUCCAGCAGCGCUCCCCUUACCACCUCUUCAGCACCAUCCUCUAUGGGCAAUGGCCCAGCCCAGCCCACCAAACAGCCCCCUCUCCCUCCACCCAAGCCAAUCAACCGUAGCAACAACCCUGCCAUGUUGGCCUCCACCCUGCAUGGGGGUGACGGCAGCGAUUUCCCCCUCUACUGGUCCUGUUGGAAGCGUGAGGGUGACCAUGACGUCUACCUGUCCCUGCCUGUCUACCUCUGCCGGCGGGCAGGAGGCAUGCACACAGCUGAACUCGCACAAGGAGGCGCCAACCUAGUACCGGCCAAGCCCUCGCCCCCCAUGCCCCCCAAAAGAACCACACCUGUCACCAAACGCAAUGCAGAGGACUCCCCUAUGACUAUUUCCUCUCUUCCCUCCAUUCUGUCCGAGGACAUGAGGGCCAACAUCCCCGGGGGCUACCAGUUGCCCCCGCCUCCCCCAUCCCCACCUCUCCCCACAUACAUUCCCCCUUCCCCUCCACGGGUCCACACCCAUCAUCUCCUCCACCAACACUCCUACCCCUACCCCCUGCCCCAGCCACUCCCUGUCCACUUUGACCCUCCUAGCCCGCCGGAGGAACCACCAGCCCGUCAAGCCCCCGUUCCCUUACACAUUAUGAUCCAGAGGGCGCUCAGUAGCCCAGGACCCACUCUACCACACCCAGAUGGCUCCCAGCGUGCCCACUCACUGUUGUUUGAGAUGCCACCGGAGUACCAGGGCAGCCGCCCACUGCCAGUCACCAUCCAGCCUCUCAAACUGGAUGAGGAUGACUACUCCGAUGAAGAGGAGGAGGAAGAGGACGAUGACGACGAUGAUGAGGAACCUCUACCUGAUCACCUCCCAUCCCCUCAGUCCCAGCCAGAACUUGAGCCUCGUAGCCGCAGAUGCCUGGUGGGGGAUCUGAGCGUCAGCGUCAUCCCUGAAGGAAACAACAGCAGCGAGGAGGAGGAAGAUGAGGAAGAUCAUCAGCCGGAGGAGAGCGACUCGGAUGGGCCUGUGCUAUACAAGGACGAUGAAUCGGAUGAGGAUGACGAUGAUGACAGCCCACCAAGUGCUCUGGCCAGCAGGGUGAAAAGGAAGGACACGUUGGCGCUGAAGUUGAGCAGUCGGCCCUGUGCCCCAGACAGGCAGGCUCCUGAGAGGCAGGCCAAAGUAGAGCACACGGGUCUGUCGUGGCAGAGCAAGGAGCAGUGGGAGGCCAUCCGCACACAGAUUGGUAGCGCACUCACACGGCGAUUGAGCCAGAGACCUAGUGCUGAGGAGUUGGAACAGAGAAACAUUCUCCAGCCCAAAAAUGAAGCAGACAGACAAGCAGAGGUCCGGGAGAUCAAGCGCAGACUCACCAGAAAGUUGAGUCAACGACCGACUGUUGCCGAACUACAGGCUCGAAAAAUAUUACGUUUCCACGAGUACGUGGAGGUUACAUGCGCUCAGGACUAUGACCGCCGUGCUGACAAGCCAUGGACCAAACUCACUCCCGCAGACAAGGCUGCUAUUCGUAAAGAGCUCAACGAGUUUAAAAGCUCUGAGAUGGAAGUGCAUGUGGAAAGCAGAAUUUACACAAGAUUCCAUCGUCCUUAAUUGCAUCUUUUAACUGGAAAAUUAAGCACUUAAAGGUCGGUGGAUACUGGGAAGAAAUUACUUUUUUUUUUUUUUUUUUUUUUUUUUUUGAGGAACCUCAGUGUGUCAGAGCUCUUUUCAGACUGCUUUUACUAUGAAUGUACUUCUUCAGAUGCACAGGGACUCCUGGAGCAUUCA
Sinocyclocheilus grahami is the source of this 3313-nucleotide messenger RNA. RefSeq names its product phosphatase and actin regulator 4B-like. The coding region runs from base 548 to 3136 and encodes 862 amino acids. Lineage: Eukaryota; Metazoa; Chordata; Actinopteri; Cypriniformes; Cyprinidae. The record is from RefSeq and is a predicted model, not a curated record. The transcript has 14 exons. Gene Ontology annotation, biological process: actin cytoskeleton organization; neural crest cell migration. Gene Ontology annotation, molecular function: actin binding.